This is a messenger RNA of Batrachochytrium dendrobatidis JAM81, 1269 nucleotides long. RefSeq lists its product as uncharacterized. Bases 1 to 1269 code for a protein of 422 amino acids. The record is from RefSeq and is a predicted model, not a curated record. The transcript has a single exon. NCBI's taxonomy places the organism in Eukaryota, Fungi, Chytridiomycota, Chytridiomycetes, Rhizophydiales.
AUGCAGGGUAUACCUUGGGACAGCGAUGCAGUGGAUGGCGGCAAGUCUUCCGACCAAGUUUUGUUGGAUUGGUUAGUUACUCCAGGCAACUACCAUAGAUGGGCAACCGCAGGAACAGUGGUGGGAGGCUCGACUAAAGGUUCUAUUCUUCAAGAAAUGAUGCUCAUGUUUAUCGAGCACGGCAUUCAUACUCGAAACGUUCCAAAUAUCAGCAGCAAGAUUAAUCGAGUUGAAGGCGGCUUUUUUGGUGCCUGCGAUAUGCUCAAAAAAGCCCCUAAAGGACCGGAUGGACAACCGAUUGUUACUGCCAAGAUGACGAGAGUGUGCAAGUACUUUGAUUUGCUGUAUCCUAUUAUGGGCGAGUACUCGCAAUCGGCGAUGGUUAUCUCUCUCAAGCCGGUUCAGUCGCUUGAAGCAGAGUCUGACAAACUUGCGCUUGUUGUUGAGCCAACACCUGAUGGCACUCCGAUAUCAGAUGCUGUGGACAGUUUAGUUCUCAUGGAAACACCAGCUUCAACGGCUGAUUCGUCUCCUGCUCCUAUUCGCGUUGUCGAUGACGAUACAAUCCCAGAGGUUAACGUUGGUCUGGUGCCAGCCCCUCUUCCUGAAUUAAUACCAGCACAGAUUACCGCGAAGCGUAGAUCUUCUACAUUUAAACCAACUCCUGUGUCUCAAUCAUCAACCAAAAAUACCAAGCCAAGCCAUCAAAGCGGUCGAUCUGCAACACAGCGUCCAAAUGACGAGUAUAUUGAUGACGAAGAGUUGGCUGAUCUUUUCAACUCUGAACUAGAAGACGAUGAUUGGCUUUUAUCACAACCAAAGCAGCGUGAUUUAAAAGCCAAUAAAAAAAGAGCCUCUAUUGUCAAUGCAUCAACAAAACAAUCCAAAGACGGAUAUAAACCUGGUCCUGCAUCAAAAUCCAACAGAACUCCACAUUCAUCAUCAAAACGAUCGUUGAUUGCAUCGUCUGAACCCCACAAAAAGUCACGUCGAUCCGACACGUAUACUUUACCAUCCAUUGAAACAAAAUAUCGUAGUCGUGUAAGUUCUGGCUAUGAACGAGAUGAACAUACAUCGCAACGACUUGUAGAACAAGACGAUCUAGUAUUACAGAUUGAACGACAAGAGUUGAAACUGAGGUUGGAAAAAAUCAAAAGUGAUAUUGAGAUUUACAAGUCGGAUGCCAUCAUGACCAAGAUCAAGGCUAGAAGAAGACUCAAAAGAUCGGGAGUAUCAGACACUCAAAUUGAUCGACUAUUACCACUUUGA